AUGAGCUUGUCUACCUCGUGCCAACACCCUCGAUGGGAAGCAGGGGUUGGGAAGCGCCCCCGGUGCGCGCACCCUUCCCUCGUGCAAUACUCGCGCGCCCCUUUCUUUGCUCACACGUUCCAAGGACGCGUCAUAACGACACACCUAACAGUGCGCGCUUUGCCUCGGGCCCCUUUGGCAGCUAACGGAAACCUCUCUGAGCCACUGACUCCAUUUGAAGGAUCCGACCUUGCAGAACUGCUCCUCAUGGGCAGUUACGUGAGCCGGCCUCGCCCUCGGCUGCCCUCCUCUUCUCUGCUGGGUGGGGACCAGCCGGAGACCACUGAGAGCCUCGGGCCCGGGCCCGCUCACCCCGCCCGCGGUGUUCCCUGGGGUGGCCGGGUUCACUCGGCGGCCUCGACCCUGGACGUAGCUCGCAGACUGUCCUAUGAGGAUCUUGUGGCUUCACCACGUCGUCGUCUGCGGCGACACCGUCGGCGGUUUGCCAUAAUCCAUCGGCGGCAGUACCCAAUCCAGCAGGCCCGGUGUUUAUUUCUGGGGGUCUUUUCCUCUGUGCCCCAGACCGGCCAUCCGAAGCCAGUGCUGUCUGCUUGCGGCUCCAAGAUGUUCUGCACCUCAGUGAUCCCGAAGAUGGCAUCGGCUAAGGGCAAACUGACGCUCUGUUUGGCUCUGAAGCAGACAGUCAUCCGUAUGUGGUCUUCACUGUCUGGUUACCUCACAAAUCUGUGUGUAAGGGAGACCUUGGUGAGGGCCCUUGAAGAGAAUGGUCAAGUGAGAGCCAAGGCAGAGAAGGACCUGACCUCCUUGGUCGAGAGCAGGGAAGGGCCGGCAAAGUCAGAGGAAGGGAACCCAGGCCGGGAGAGGCAGGAUGAUCUGAGAAAGGGUGCCGAGGGCAGCCGGAGCGUGCAGUCAGCGUUUAGGCGGCUGAUGGUCAACGGAGUCCUCUCUUCCUUUGUGCCCAGGCCUGGGCCUCUGAAGAGAGACUUCUGUUCCACGAGCUUAGAAGAGAGCCUGAUUAAGAAAUCCCACACCUGCUUUUUGAGCUCCUGCAGCAAACGCAAUGCCAUCACGAGUUCUUACAGCUCGACUCGAGGUUUCCCAUCACCACAGAGAUCCACGAGCUUAGAAGAGAGCCUGAUUAAGAAAUCCCACACCUGCUUUUUGAGCUCCUGCAGCAAACGCAAUGCCAUCACCAGUUCUUACAGCUCGACUCGAGGUUUCCUCUCACCGCAGAGAUGCUGUCCAGGCGCUACCGGGAUCUGGGGCCCAGCCUCAUCCCAGCCCCGGCUGCCCACGAAGAAAGCCAGCGAGGAGAGCUAUCAUUCUAGCUCUUCAGCCUCAGCAGAACCACAAAGGAAGAUCAGGAAUGAAAAGGCUGCAGAUGCACCUUCUGGGCAGAAGCAAAGUUUGAGGAAUCGCUCACCUGCGUCUGAUGGUUCCGGGCCCCGGAAGCGCAAGAUCCCUCUAUUGCUGUCGAUGAGGCGAAAUGACCCACUUAUCCUGCCUCCACCGCCCCAGCUAAGUUAUCAAGUCACCGCUGAAGACCUUGACUUAGAGAAGAGAGCUGCGAUCCAGUGGAUCAACAAGGUCUUGGAAGGAAGCUACAGGCAAACCUGCCCAAAUUUUGUCCUGGAGAAAGACAUUCUCUAUUAUCCUGGAAACCAAACAAAUCUGCUCUCUGCCCCAGAGGAAGACAUUCUAUCUGCCAAGGCUUCUUGUUAAAUCUCAAAAGGACUGUCCAAAUCAAAAGACAAGAUCCCCCAAGAGACCUGUCUCCCACUCCUGGAACAUUCUUCCACCUGACUGCAGUUUUGGAUUCUAUAACAAAAAUACGAAUGUAACUCUGGACUCAUUUUUCUCAGUUCAGUUUCUUGAGGGAAACAAAGGCUGAGUUUGAGUUCUCUACACCAGUCCUGA
Molecule: messenger RNA, 1917 nt
Organism: Zalophus californianus (California sea lion)
Lineage: Eukaryota; Metazoa; Chordata; Mammalia; Carnivora; Otariidae
Product: nuclear envelope pore membrane protein POM 121-like
Exons: 2
Coding region: 1-1722 (573 amino acids)
Source: RefSeq, a predicted model, not a curated record